This is a messenger RNA of Dichomitus squalens LYAD-421 SS1, 6297 nucleotides long. RefSeq lists its product as uncharacterized. The record is from RefSeq and is a predicted model, not a curated record. Gene Ontology annotation, cellular component: 90S preribosome; t-UTP complex; small-subunit processome. Gene Ontology annotation, molecular function: snoRNA binding. NCBI's taxonomy places the organism in Eukaryota, Fungi, Basidiomycota, Agaricomycetes, Polyporales, Polyporaceae. The transcript is spliced from 28 exons. Bases 1 to 6297 code for a protein of 2098 amino acids. Gene Ontology annotation, biological process: maturation of SSU-rRNA from tricistronic rRNA transcript (SSU-rRNA, 5.8S rRNA, LSU-rRNA); positive regulation of transcription by RNA polymerase I.
AUGGCUUCGUCUCUCGCCCAGCAGCUCGCCAAGGGGGCGUCCCUCAACGCCAACCUCCUUAACGAAAAGUCUCGCAAGCAGGCCGCCUCCGAGUCCUACCUCUUCUCCGCCAAGGAGGCUAGGCAGCACGAUAUUGACUCUUUGCACGCCCUUGGUGUCAAUGGCUUUCUGCAGCUCAAGUCCCUGCAGCCCGACAUCGCGCGUUUCGAGCAGACCUUGUUCUCGGACACAGCCAAGUCACUAGACAGGACUCUCCUGCCGAAGGAGAUGAAUGCUCAGCUUGACGCUACCAUCUCCGCCUUUCUGCCUUUGCUGGGGCCCUUCCUCUUGGAUGCGCCGUCAGGGAAGGUAUUGGAAUGGCUGGUCCGCAGAUUUAGGAUUCACGAGUUCAAUAUCCCCUCCAUCGUCUCUCUCUUCCUGCCCUAUCAUGAGACCCCACAUUUCGUCAAGAUGGUCUCCAUUCUCCACAUCUCCGACACCUCUUCCCUCCGUUUCCUCCAAGCAUACAAGGCCACCGCCAAGCCCCUACACCGACCGCUUCUCAUUAACGACAUGAUCACGAAGCCAGAAGUAGCGCGAUUUGUCUCCAGCGUUUUUCCGACUAUACUCAAGGAACACGGCGCCGGCGUGCACCGUGCCCUCAUCGCGUUCCACACCGGCGUGUUGCUCGAGUACGUCGCGAAAUCGAAAACACUUGAUGAAAACGCGAUGGCGCUCCUCCUACCUGCCGCUAUGGAGCCUGUGGAGAGCGCGAGCUCCGCUCAGAGCGAGGUCAAACAUGCUCUGUUGCAAGAGUCCAUCCUGGGAAGCUACCUGAUCCUCGCCGCGAUCUCGCAGAAGGCGCGCCUCACCUCCAAGGCGACCAAGACGAUCCUUGCUGCCGUCGUCGGCUGCGCGGAACGCGUCUCGCCGAAGCAGCUCACCCGUACUCUCGUUUCGAUAUGUGCACCCCAGGACCAGCUUGAGAAGCUGUCAGGAAGGGUGGUGAAGACCAUUGUCGCCAUUCCUGGGAUUAGCGCAGAAAUCGUCGGGGCGAUGGCGUGGGCUGGUGCCGAGAAGUUCAUCAGUCCGUUCAUCGAGAGCGUCUUAUCACGCGUCGACGAUGCGUCGGCAUCAGAAGUGGCGGAGGCCGUUUUGACUUCGUCUAGUCUGCUUCCAUCGGUCGCGGGUUCUGCAGCAGCCUCCCUCCUGCGCCGUCUUGUCGGUGAAGAGUCAGCGGACACUACUCCCACCUGGAGACAGUUACUGUCACAACUUCACCAGCGCCACCCGAAAUCUAUCCAAGCCGCAUCGCGUGCCCUAGUUGAAGAGGACGAAGAGUGUCGUGAUGCUAUCGAGCAAAUUGUCCUGUCGUUGGCCGUGUCCGUCACAGGUACCGCCACGGCUGACGCAGAGACGGCUUCUCUGUUCGUCGGGUCGUCGGACGCGGACGUGAACGUCCGCGCCAAGGCCGUGCGCGAUCUCGUCUUGCGACUCGCGGAAGAUAGCAUUCCCGAGAUGGAAGUGCAGUCUGUCGCAUCGGCCCUGCUGCUUCGCGUCCACGACACCUCCGCGUCUGUCCUACAAGCGCUCUACACAACCUCGCCCGAGAACACAGCGAACGCCCUCCUAGCUGCGUCGCCGGGAACAGGGUCGGUGUACCUCGAUGCGCUCAAGCAGGCCCUCAACGGCAUGUCCGUGAAGCCAUCGCGAGACGUCACCCGGGCGCACCUCACGUUCCUCCUCACACACUUCCUCCCCGCCGCUUCGCGCGCCUCUGCAGGCGCAGGAGAGGAGCAGGAAGAGGGGGAGUCAGAAGAGAGUCGCGAGCGCUCUCGUCACGUAUUCAUGGACAUCCUUCUGCCAUUCUUGCUGUACUCGAAGCCGCGCCUUAAAACGGCACAAGCGGUCUGGGGGAUACUAGAAGCAGCCGAAGAGAACGCAUCGAAGGGGUUCGCGUUCGAGUUGCUCGGCGGGUGUGUGGAGGCUGUGAGGUGGGAGCAGGCGCGGCCUGGUGCGGACAAGGAGGGCUCUGAUCCGCAGUUGCUGACGAAGAUUAACUUGGCUGUUGCGGCGAAGAUAGCAGACAACAUACUUGCGUCGAACUACUUUCACGCACACCUCGACCUCCUUCUCACCAAGCUUCGCGAUGAGAACUCUCACGCGCGUGCCUUGAGCUACCUUGUCACCCGCGCUCUCCUCAGUCGCCUGAGCGACGAGCAACGGAUCGAUGCUGGUCACCGCGUGCUGGACGCUAUGCAGCUGGACGCGCUGGAGGGCAUGGGCGACUUCAUGCACGGUAUCGUCGAUGUUGGACAAUUCCUCGAUGACGCGAGCGUCAGCUCCGCCGUCGUUCUCAAGCCCAGCAGCCAGAACACCCUCCACCGCCUCCAAGUCUCCGUCCUGUCCGUCCUCCCCAACUUUCCACGUCCCCAAGGUGUUACCCUCGAAUGGCUUGCCGCGCAUCCAUCCCAAUCGUCCGCGGCCGUCACUGACGACGCCCGUGCCGCGCGCUAUGUCCAGCUGUUUCGCGCUGUCUACCGUCUCAGCAACUCGUCUGCGUCACUCCCGCUGCUCUCCACGCAUCUCCUCCGCACGCUCUUCAUCAACCUGGGCGACGACGCGCUCGCAUUCCUCGCCGGGGUCUGGCUUACCGCAACAGAGCACGCGAACGACGACAAGCCCGAGGCGGAAGCGCACAUUCAGUACGCUGCGCUACGGCACGCGGGCGCGUUCCUCGAGGCGCACGUUGCGACGGGCCGCACGGUCGACUUUCAGACGGUCCUGCCCGCGAUGCUCGUCGCGUUGCAGAGCCGCGACGCGAGCGUGCGCGAGGCUGCGGUGAGGUGUAUCGCUGUGGUUAUUAAGUUGACCUUCUCGAGCGAGGCGGAGAGCGUGUACGCGUUUGAUGCGGUAUAUGGAGCUGAUUCUGCUGCGCUGCAGUAUCUGGACUGGACGGACUUCCAGAGGUACAUGAAGGCAAUCGCGGACAAUAGAGAUAAUCUCGUGCACGACCCCGAGUAUCUGCAGGCGUUCCAUCGUGAGCAUCUCGAUGGGAUCAAAGGCGAAUCGAAGAGGACCGCGGCAUACAAGCAACGUGUCUUGUGCUACCUUCUCUCCCACAUCAAUUGCUGUCCCCUGCUGAGUGCCAAAAUUACACUGCUCAGAAGCGUCGACCUCGUGUCUAACGAGGCUAAGGCCCAAGUGCUCGUCCCGACAAUCGAAUUAGUAUUCGCCGAACAAGACCUACAAGAUUCCACUAAUCGCGAGCAGCUCCAAGAUCUCGCGACGUUCGCUGCAUCAACCUUUGAUGCUUCAUCUGUCGGUGAUCUGAAUAAUACGGAGAAGCCCACUUGGGCGUUGUAUGAGAGGAUAUUAACGCGCACUUUGAGGAAUGGAGUCUGGGAGCGCGCCAGAGCAGCCUUGCUACAUCGUCUCCAGCGUGGUCUGUUUGCGAAGCUGAAUGUCGACCGCAAGACCCAGCUUUGCCGCACACUGAUUCAAGUUACUGCGGAAGACGAUUCCCUGGCUUCUGUAUGCAAGAAUGUGCUCGCCGACCUCCUAGACGACGUGACUCUUGUCACUCGCCUGCUUGUAUUGCUCCAGCCACAGUACAACGUCGAUUCCACAGUAGAACCCGUAAGCAAGCGUCCUAGGGUCGAGAAGACGGUUUCUGCCGGAUACCAUGAGGAGUUGUCUGCACUUGCAGUCCUGGUAGAGGUUAUUGGCUCCUCAAAGAUCACAGGUUCCUUUGAGCUUGUGUCAUCCUUGCUGGACACAUUGAACAAGGUCGCGAACAACUCGUCGCCUGAUGCUGCAGAUAGACGCUUUGUGGAGCAGCUCCUCAUGGCCGCCAUCGAGCAUGUCGUGCGGACUUUCCCAACGUCCGCGACUGUGGCCCCAGGAUCCAUCCGGGUAGACACCCUCGUUGAGAUCUUACGCACGUCGGAGGAUCCGCAGACCUUUCACCAGGCUUGUUUGCUCAUGGCCACUCUGGCCCGUAUUGCUCCUGAUGCUGUUCUUCACAACGUCAUGCCGAUAUUCACGUUUAUGGGCUCAAUUGUGUUCCACCGCGACGAUACCUAUAGUUUCCGCGUCGUGCAAAAGACGAUCGAAAGUAUCGUCCCAGUCAUGGUGUCGUCGCUCAGGGCACAACACGGAUCCGGAACGAGCUUAUAUCUAGCUGCCAGGGAGUUCCUGCGUAUUUUCACCAACGCUGCGAAUCAUGUACCUCGCCACCGCCGUGUCAACUUUUUCUCUCAUCUGGUCGAUACUCUUGGACCUGCUGACUUCCUCUCACCUUCAACGAUGCUUCUUGUCGACCGAGUCUCGACCCGAGUUGUACGGCAAAACACUACGGAGUCAAGCGGAUCGCUGUAUCUCCCUCUUGCAGUCCACGAGAAAUACUCCGCCGAGUUACAAUUAGCCUCACUUGUGCAACUGGCGAACGAAGUUCACAGGCUAGUGCUCAACGAGGAUCCUACAGUGCACCCUUUGCUCGAGGACACUUCGGACGACGAGCAAGCUCAUGCCGACCAGGCCGCGAACAGACGAGCCACUGCCUUGCUAAUCUUCUGUGACCAUGCGCUGGGACGCCUUCGGAAAACCUCCCUUAGACACUCCGAGAAGGAGCGGAAAACCGGUCAGGAGCUUCUGUCAUUGUUGCUGAACGCCUCCACUGCCAAGCCGGAAGAUGCUGCCUACGUCGAAAUCGCUUCAGCCGCCCGUUCUGCGAUGGCAAGUACGCUCGGUGUGAUGUCGGCGCCUGAUUUCAUUGCUGGUGUUCUCACCGUACUCGAGUCUGGAUCUGUCUACGCUCAAACUGGCGCUUUCGAGCUGCUGGGAGAGCGAUUGAACGAAGUAGCAGAGGAAGCGCGUCGUGCCCUUACCCCAUCUAUCAUACAAAUCGUGGAUACCAUUCGACACAUCUUAUCCACUACCGAAGAAGUAUCUCUCAUUCGAUCGGCACUGCGUGCCCUCGGCACUAUCAGCAACACGCUUGCUUCUGGAGAGGAGGGUUGCAUCUCCACCAAUGUUCCAUUCGUCCUUGGAUGUCUCUCGCGCCAGGAAAGCCGUAUCAGUGCAUUGCAGACACUGCUCGCCUUCUCCUCGAAGUUAGGUCCCCGCGCUAUUCCUCAUCUUAAGGACAUAGUGACAGAGUGUGUACGGCGUUCCCGAGAAGCAAUCUCUAGCAGACAUGACCCUGCGCUUAUCUCGCUGGCGUCGAAUGUUCUUCGCAACCUCCUGACAUCGAUCCCUACAUUUUGGGGUGAAUCUGAAGUCCUUCAAGUCAUCGAGCUCUUCCUAGAUGGCUCCCAAUCACCUACAACAGUGGACGCCUCUGAGAUGUCCUUGUUGGUUAAGACCGCUGCGAAGCGGACAUCUCCAAACAUCUUGCUACCUGCUCUGUGCAACAUGUGGACACGGACAUUGUCUGAAACAGCCAAGGACCAGACCACAAAAGUGCUCGCAUAUAUUCAGGUUGUCAAGCUGUCCAUUAAGGCAGCCUCCCGACCAGCAGUCUUGGAGAAUCUCCGUGAAUUGUUCAAGACGUUCCUAUCGAUGUUUAACUUCUCUGUCACCUCUGGGCAUUCUGAGAUCGAGGGCCCCUUGACGAACGCUUUUGUUGAGAUGGUUGUCAAGUUGAAUGAGACAGCUUUCCGUCCCAUAUUUCGGAAAAUGUUCGACUGGGCCUUCGCAGAUCCUUCAACUCAAGCUGACAACCGCAAGGUCGUAUUCUGCCACGUGUACUUGACACUUCUCGACUACUUCAAGGCCUUAAUGGUAUCCUACAUGUCCUUCGCGUGGCAAAUCUUCCUGGAGCACCUGCGUGCCUUCGCAUCUAACGGCGUCGACGAUGGGGAAGUCUGGCUCUCCGUUUUGCAGACCGUGUCCAAGUCAAUGGCGGUCGACGAAGACAGAGUGUUCUGGCGUAGUGACAAGCUACGGCAAUUGCAGCCCCUUGUCGUCCAGCAGGUUCCUCUCGCUGUUUGCGUGAAUGUUGCAGACCGGAAGACUGCUGUCUCUGAUUGUCUCAUCGCGUUGUUAUCUCUCAUCGACGACGAUAUCAUGUCGAAGUCUCUCAAUCUCGACGUCCUCAUGCAUAGCAGGUCGGAGGAUGCACGAGUGCGAUUGUUCAGUCUUUCUUGCGCGGAGUCGUUAUGGCGCGCCCAUGGAGACAAACUGUUAGGUUUCGUUGCAGAGACUGCUACCUUCAUCGCGGAAGCAGCUGAGGAUGAGAACGAUCGUGUGGUUCAGGAGGCACACCGGCUCAAAGCAGCUGUAGAAGCCGUUGGGGGCAGCAUCGACGCUUCGUAA